This is a messenger RNA of Babjeviella inositovora NRRL Y-12698, 2583 nucleotides long. RefSeq names its product serine/threonine protein kinase (gene NPR1). The record is from RefSeq and is a predicted model, not a curated record. The transcript has a single exon. Gene Ontology annotation, biological process: protein phosphorylation; intracellular signal transduction. Gene Ontology annotation, molecular function: ATP binding; protein serine/threonine kinase activity. NCBI's taxonomy places the organism in Eukaryota, Fungi, Ascomycota, Pichiomycetes, Serinales. Bases 128 to 2341 code for a protein of 737 amino acids.
GACCAACAUGACCCCAGAGGUCAAACAAACAGGCAUCUACUCCAGACACUUGCUUACAUUGCUCUAGAUAGUAAGUCAUAGCGGUACUUUUUUAUAUUCUCCUCACUGCACACUUUCUUAUUUCACCAUGGACGACGAUGAACUUGUCUUCAGAGCCAAGCCGGCCAGUGGCUUGACGAAGUUGAUGCAGCUGCGUGAAUCCAACCUCUCGCUCGGGAUAGCGGAGGUCAGGCUCUCUUCGGCCUCGCCGGAUGCUGCGGAGAAAUCGUUUGCCCUGCCAGUGGAUACCGCCAUCCUCGAUGACGACGACGAGGGCCAAGGCUACAGAACUUAUCCGGCGCCGCCGAUCCGCGCGCCCAUCUCACCGCGAAGCUCACGUCUCCGCUCAAUGUCUCAGUCUGCGCACGGAAUGGAGAGCUUGUCAUCUUCCAUCCCUUACUCGAUCCCCGGCGGGCGUGCCCACGCGCCGCCUGGCACCCCGAGUCUGUUGUCCCAGACGUCGUACGUGCCGAACCUCGCGAACGGGCAGCCAAUCCAGUCGAUUCUUAUCCAGUCACCGGACGUUAACCCGCAGAAGAUUGAAGCGCGCUUUGUCAUUUCUAAACAGAAGGUUGCGGGGAUCCAGGCGGCAUCCGCGCUGUUCCUCAGCAGCAGCUUGCAGGCGAGCAGCUCAAGCCUCAAGCCGGGCACCGCAUCGCCGCAGCCAGGGCUGUACGGCAGCUCGCGCCUGCGCAAUAGCUCUCACUCUAACAUGGGCAGCUACUUCAACGGCAAGUCUGACUUGAUCUCCAGCUCGCCAGUCUCGACAUCCUCCCAGGAGUCCUCGACCCGCCACUCGUCGAUGGCCAACUUGAAGCGGUUUUUCAAGCGCGGGAGCUCCGGCUCCGCCUCGUCCAGCAACGCCAGCGGCAGUCUCUCGGGUUCAUAUGGUACCAACCCGAUCCCCGUGUCGUAUCCGUCGUUACGCGCGAACGGAAACCCCACCUACGGCGGGAUAUCAUCCUCGCCCGUGGCAUCCUCACCUGUGGUGCAAAGCGGCUUCUCCAUCGGCUCUACGUCGUCCCGACAGUCUGUCGCCUCGGGGUCCUACUCGUCGUCCAUGAUGAUGAGCCAGCUUCCAGCAAACAGCAACAACUACCCGACGAGCCAGAACCCACUCCCGUUUCUGAAGCGGUACGGGAAGUUCGGAGAGAAUUUGGGUGCUGGCGCCGGCGGCAGCGUGAAGCUCGUCAGACGCCUUGCCGAUAGCCAAGUGUUUGCGGUGAAGGAGUUUCGCCAGAAGUACGCGACGGAGCACAAGCGCGACUACGUCAAGAAGAUCACGGCCGAGUACUGCAUCGGGACAACCUUGUCCCAUCCCAACAUCAUCGAAACGGUCGAGAUCUGUUACGACAACGAGCGCAUCUUGCAGGUCAUGGAGUACUGCGACUACGACUUGUUCGCCAUUGUCAUGAGCGGCAAGAUGGACCAGCCGGAAAUCAACUGCUGUUUCAAGCAGAUCCUCUCCGGGAUGAAAUACCUCCACGCGAUGGGGCUUGCGCACCGCGACUUGAAGUUGGACAACUGUGUGAUCGAUGGCCAGGGCGUGGUGAAGAUUAUUGACUUUGGCUCUGCGGUCGUAUUCUCCUAUCCGUUCAACAAAACGUUGAUCGAAUCGCACGGGAUUGUGGGCUCUGACCCGUAUCUCGCCCCGGAGGUCUGUGUGUUCCACAAGUACGACCCGAGACCGGUGGAUGUGUGGCUGAUGGCGAUGAUUUUCUGUUGUAUGACGUUGAAGAAAUUUCCAUGGAAGAUCCCAAAGUUGUCAGACAACUCUUUUAGGAUGUUUGCGACGAGGGGAGACGACAAGAUCCCGUUGAACGAGGUGUUGAAGCAGAUGCCGCUGCCGCCGCAGUAUGGGAUCGACGCGGAAGCCAAGGCCGGAGACGAACCAGAAGCCAACGAAGCUUCGCCGUCGGCAGACGUGCACGGCGCCCUCGACGAGUCCGAAACCAAGCCUUCUGCCACGUCUGCGGACGAAGCGAAAGAUCCAAACGGGAUGCCGCACACCUCCCUGCUCACCGGCCCGAUGCGUCUCCUCAAUGCGCUUCCCAACGAGACGCGGCCGUUGAUUGGGCGCAUGGUGGAGUUGGCCCCGGCGUGCCGCAUCUCCAUUGAGGAGUGCUUCAACGACGAGUGGUUGCUGUCAGUGCCAAUGUGCACGGUGGACUACCAGUUUGACCACACGAAGGGUCUGGUGAGCGCGUGUGUCGUGCAUGUUGACGGGCACCACCACACACAGGUGGAUCAGAGUGAGGCGCACAUUGCCGCGUUGGAAAGAAAGAAGAAGGCAGGGAAGUAGAGCAUGCUCGAACUAGGGUCCGUAUGUGCGCGCUAGUACCGUUUGGAAAGGCAGCACUUGUGGUUAGCGUCCCCAACCAUGGUACGGGGUAUAGCACAGGUAACGAACGUAUAACAUUAAUGCCAAAAAGCGGCAUAUCUUUAAAUUGUGUAGAUAAUGGCAACUGGGGUCUCGAGGAGAGAGAAUAUGGUGUAAGGUAAUCAGGUGCGACCAUGAGAAGGCAGUCGCAAAUACGAUGCGCA